GAGGUCGCUUGUUAACAAUUUUUUAUUCAUCAGUUUUUCGCCUAACCAAAUUAAACUGCAUCGCACACCAUUGGGAUAAUUAUUGCUUUAUCGUUUUCGUACUCAAAAAAACCCAAAAAUUCACCAUGGCUCGAGUGUUGUCACAACUAAGAAAAUUCAACAAUGUGUGUAAAACGGCUGUGCGAUCCAGUUCUGGUGAACACCAUCCGUCUUACAGGCCUGUGACCAUGGACGAUAUGCCGGUUCCUAAGGGUUCCUGGCAAGAACAUUAUAGCAAAGCCAACACAAAAUAUAACGCAGUUCUCGUUGCGGGCUUCUUCUCGAUCGUUGGUGCAAUUUACACCUUGAAAGAAAACGUUUUCUUCAAUGCUUUCCCACCUCCAUUACCUGAAGAUGAAUAGAAACCUACUUAUAAGUACCAAUUCAGAUAUUUUUUUUGCUUUGUAGUAACCGACAUGAUUAUGAAGCCAGAUGUAAUGAUUAUGUUCUUGAUUUCUUUGAAAAUAAACGAUAAAUUAGAAAUUGUAAAAA
Molecule: messenger RNA, 531 nt
Organism: Adelges cooleyi (spruce gall adelgid)
Lineage: Eukaryota; Metazoa; Arthropoda; Insecta; Hemiptera; Adelgidae
Exons: 3
Coding region: 126-401 (91 amino acids)
Source: RefSeq, a predicted model, not a curated record